GAAAUUGAUCAGAUUCAGAAGGGGAUUAGGGUUUCUGUUACAGGAAUUGGUGGUGGUUGAUGUGUACGAUUUAGAGCUGUUGUUGGUGGUUGUUGCAGGAGAUAUAGAAGACAAAUGAAAUCUGUCUGGUGCUGUGUGUGAAUCAAUUGCAGGUGGCUGAUUAAGAACGACGAAGAAGAAGAACUAAUUUGGUUCAGAAGAACAGAAGAAAAACAAGGAAAGAAGAAGAACUAAUUUGUAUAUACCUAGCAUAUACGUCUAGGAUCCACGGAAAUCUAAGGGACAACAUUAUUCGGAAAUUUCGGUCCGGUACACACCGGGAAUCUAGUAGAACCCGGUCCCUGUACUCAAUCGACACCGGUUCUUAAAAUUAGAACUGUUCCCUGUACCUCCUUCGCCGGUUCUGGUGCGGUUCAUCGAUUCUGGUUCGGUUCCUGUGCAGCCUUAAGUCUCCCCGUAGAAUACUAGAAUAUCUCUUACGCAUUUCAAAGAGCGUUGAGCGUGCGUGAAUAAACAAUCCAGACUCCCCUUCUUUUGAUAAACCGCAACUGCCUGCCUUUGCUGCGGCCUGGCUCCGCCACUGCAGAUUUGAAUAAGCGCUCAGGAUACACACUACCUGUCUGAAGAUUUGAAUCCCAAGGCCUACUCCUAACUAAGUAUAAUUUUGUAUGCACCUACAGGCUACAUACAGUCAAAAUCCAACCUGUUAAUUGGUCUUCAGGAAAACAAGAUUAAGUUAAGUAAUUUAUUUUUUAAUGCCUUUUAGUUUUAGGUGCAUUGAAUUAACUCCUUUAGUACUUAAUCCCAUAAUUUCCAGUUCUCCACAUUACCUGCUAACAACGCGCAUUUCGUUGUCUUUUUGUUUUGUUUAUUAAUCAAAUCAGGCAUAUAAUGUUCCGGGCAUUCAUGUAUGACUCCACUUUGAGAUCUACAGAUAGCAAAGUAUUGAUUCUACUUUGAGAUCUACAGAUAGCAAAGUAUCGAUUCUACUUUGAGAUCUACCGAUAGCAAAGUAUUGAUUCUACUUUGUAUAAGCCAUGCUAAUGCACUUGAAAUCCUGAGAAGAUAAUUGAUAUAGCUAUGCCUAUGAACAUUGACGGAAUAGAAGAAGGAGAGUCGUUCGCCAUAGAAAACAAUCAUAAUAAUCCUCAGCAAGAGGAACAGGAUUCUUCUCCAGCGAAGGCCGGGUUCUCUGCAAAGGUAAUGAAAUGGGGACUACUCAUUUUAAGCUGCACACUGAAUAUGUUAGGAUUGGUAGUUGGACCUUUACUACUUAGACUCUAUUUCUUACAUGGUGGUAGUAGAAAAUGGUUAUCUAGUUGGUUACAAAUGGCUGGUUUUCCUAUAUUGACCAUUCCACUCGCAAUCUUCUACCUGCGACGUGACCGGAAACUACUUAUUACCGAUUUCUUUGCUUCUCGGAAGCUUUUGGUCUACGCUGCACUGAUAGGCUUGAUAUAUGGAAUUGUCAAUUUUAUGUUCUGCUAUGGUUUAUCCUACCUUCCUGUAUCAACAUGGUCUCUCCUUGUUACAACCCAACUUGUUUUCACAUCCUUGGUUUCGUUCGUUUGGGUUAAACAGAAGUUCACUCCGUAUACGAUGAACGCAAUUGUAGUUAUAAUAAUGGGUUGUAUACUGCUUGGUAUAAGAAGAGCCGGUGAUCGUCUCCCCGGUGUCACAAAUUCUCAGUACUUGUUGGGUUUCUUUAUAACUGUAGGUGCUGCUUCAAUUUUAGGAUUCAUUAUGGUGAGCACCCAAGUUGCUUAUGCUAAGGCCAACCAGGCCAUGACUUAUCCUAUUGUGUUGCAGUUUCAAGUUUGGGUGGCCUUGUUUGCUACAUUAAGUUGCACGAUUGGAGGUCUGGUAAACAGAGAUUUCUCGGCGAUUCAUAGAGAAGCAAGUGUCAUGAGCGCAACAUUCCUUCCUAUCUCGCAGAUUGCUGCAGUGAUAACGUUUCAUGAGAGUUUCACAGCUGAAAAGGCAAGAAAUGGCUAGAUCGAUCGAACUCACUGAUGGUCGAGAAGAAGAGAACCCUCUCCAGUCCCAAACAACAAGGCACAGAUGUUCUGCGUGCUUCAAGCACUACAAGAAGAAGGAGCAUCUUGUUAAGCACAUGGAAUUAUCGUAUCAUUCACCUCAUCAGCCAAGGUGCGGUGUGUGUCACAAGUACUGCAAAUCGUUCGAAUCUUUGAGGGAACAUAUCACUGGACCACUGGCCAAAGCUGAUUGUGCAAAGAUCUUUAGUGCCCAGGGCUGUGAACUUUGUAUGAACAUCUUCGACACCUCCGCAGCUCUCAAUUCUCAUAAGGAACUUUGCUGCUUAUGUCCUGCACCUUCAAUUGACCUUGUCGAAAUACCUUCCGUAGAACUUGAUUCAUAUGAAGUGGAAACUUCAAGCUUGGCUGAGGGGUGGCACAGUAGCCGGCUUCCUGAAGCUGUUGCUUUAGAUUGUGAAAUGGUUGGCGGAGGAAGUGAUGGGACACUUGAUCUGUGCGCAAGAGUGUGCCUCAUAGAUGAAAACGAGAAUGUGGUCUUCCACACAUACGUGGUACCUGAACUUCCUGUGACAGACUACAGGUAUGAAAUAACUGGUAUAAAAGAGGAGAAUUUGAGAGAUGCAAUGCCUCUCAAGGAAGUGAAGGAGAUCAUUCAGAAGAUCUUGUACAAUGGAGAAUCCCUAUGGAGAUCCCGGUUGGUCGGUGGAAAAGCUAAGCUUCUCGUGGGUCAUGAAAUAGAGCAUGAUUUAAAAUGCUUGAGAAUGGAGUACCCCGAGCACUUGUUUAGCCACUCACUCAAAUACCUCACAAAAACAUAUUUAGGGUAUGAGAUUCAGUCAGGGGUGCAUGAUCCAUAUGAGGAUUGUGUUGCGACAAUGAGACUUUACAAGAGGAUGCGUGCAGAGGAUCAUCCAACAACAGAAGACUCUACGCCAUUAAAGUACUCGUCACGUCCAAGUGGCUUCGAUAUCAGGUCAAGUUGGGAACUUCAGAAUAUGUCACCAGAUGCCCUCUUUGAGAUUUCACGAUCAAAUUAUGUGUGUUGGUGUCUGGACUUGAAAGCGAAGGUACAAGAUUGAGGUCUCACUUUCAUGGAGAUCAUAGUUAGCUUUUUGGUGUAAAUUGGGGGAUGUAAGGUCUUUUUAAUCAAAUGGGUUCAAAUUCAAAGUAAGAGAUUUGUUAAAGUUGGACACUCUUAAGGUGGGUUAGAAAAAGUUCAUGUAUAUGCUGCUAGCAGGUUAUGGGUUGUUGGAUUUUGUUGAACUAGAUAUCCUUGUAGACAGUAUUAGUGGAAA
This is a messenger RNA of Papaver somniferum (opium poppy), 3292 nucleotides long. RefSeq lists its product as uncharacterized. Gene Ontology annotation, biological process: rRNA processing. Gene Ontology annotation, cellular component: nucleus. Gene Ontology annotation, molecular function: 3'-5' exonuclease activity; nucleic acid binding. The transcript is spliced from 9 exons. The record is from RefSeq and is a predicted model, not a curated record. NCBI's taxonomy places the organism in Eukaryota, Viridiplantae, Streptophyta, Magnoliopsida, Ranunculales, Papaveraceae. Bases 1958 to 3076 code for a protein of 372 amino acids.